GCGGUCCGAGACCUCGCGGGCGCAGGGAGCGCCCUCUGCGCGGGACUCGAGGAAGCCGAGCUCGAGGUCUCGCCCAAGACCACCGUCAUAGCCUCGAGCCGCACCCUAGCCCAGUCCGCGCACGUGGCCUUGCGGGCGAAGGGGGCAUCCGUCAAGGUGGCCAACGACAGCGCCGACCUGGGCAUCGACACUGCAGGCGCCAGGCGUCUCGCCACCGCCAAGGCGCAAUCCAGAGCUGCCAAGGCUUCGGCCCGCACGUCUCGCACCUCGUCCAAACUUCGCAAGCACGCUUCGCUUGCCAAGGCGUCGAAAGGCCUCUGGACGACUGGGCCCCGACCGCAGGGCAUCUACGGGCGCCACAUCAUGGGUCUGGCGCCGUCCCAGGCGCUGCUGCAGCGUCGCCAAGCGCUACAGGCUGUCGGUGGCAAUGCGCCAGGCAGGUGCCUGACCACGGCGUUGGUGGUCGCCCUCGGCGACAAGGUCCCCGCGCUGGAGCUCGCGCGCCAGUCCGCGCACGAGCGGCUGAAGUUCCGAUUCGACCACCCGCGGCAUCACCGGCGCAUCAAGCAGGCGCGGCGGAGACUCCACUCGCGAACGGCGGAUCUCGGCAAGAAGAAGUGGCAUAAGGUAGUCGGCCCGAGCUCCGCCGCGAUCGCGAUCCUCGUCGCCGCGGGAUGGGAGUGUCCGGCCCCCAUGGAGUGGUCGAGGGCUGCGAGGCCUGGCGAGCCCAGCCCUCAGACGCGGAUCACCCCGCACCUGCCGAUGCCCAACUGGGAGGAAAAGCGGCACAGGGUGGAUAGCCUCCGGGAGUCCGCGGCGAAGCACCCCGAUGGAGAGGGCUUCCAGCGCGGCGGUCCUGACACUGGCAACAUCUCGCUCGAGAUGGACAAGAGCAUCAGGGAUGGUCACCAUGACCUCUGGGCCCUCGACUUGCGCGCAGCGUCUGGCGGCCAGUGGACGAGGUCUCGCAUGGCGGAGACGGGCUACGAGAUCGACAACCUGAAAACGACGCG
Prorocentrum cordatum is the source of this 1013-nucleotide messenger RNA. NCBI's taxonomy places the organism in Eukaryota, Dinophyceae, Prorocentrales, Prorocentraceae. The record is from the annotation of a GenBank genome assembly.